AUGCUGUCUAUGGCUGCUGUCUCGACAGCUCAGCCUUCGCUAUGGGCCCGAGCCAUUUCCGACUAUAAGUGCGGAGACCAAACUAUCACUGCCGCCCAAAUUACCGCCUCCAUAGCACAAUCUCGUGUCAUUGCUGCUAGGCCACCAGGGCCCAAUGGUGAACGCCCUGCUUACCCAAAAACAUUUGGAAACAACUGUGUGGGCGGCAAGUGCUUCAAUGUUGCCGAUACUUUGACAGAAUUCCCCAUUACCACACCUGUUUGGGACAAUGCUCGACCUGGCCGAUUCCGCGUCAUCACGCGUGCUCAAGGCUUUGUCGGCGUUACAGACAAGGUGGAUGGUAGGAUUGGACAGGUUCAGCGAUGCGAAACUGUAGGUGCGGCGGCAACCAGGGAGAAGAAGGAGGCCAAAGAGAAAGAAGAGCAGGAAAGGGCGGCUAAGGACAAGGCUGCCAAGGAUAAAGAGAUCCGAGAGAAGGCUAUCAAGGACAAGGAGGCAAAAGAGGCGGCAGCUAGGGAGCAGGCGUUGAAGAAUAAAGCGGCAAAAGAGCAAGCAGAAAAGGAUAAGGCAGCCAAGGAUAAGGCCAAGAACAAGAAUAAUGGCCAGGGAUCUGGUACUGGCAAAGACAAGGGCAAAGGCAAAGGAAAGGGAAAAGGAAAAGGCAAGGUUUAA
This is a messenger RNA of [Torrubiella] hemipterigena, 672 nucleotides long. The record is from the annotation of a GenBank genome assembly. Lineage: Eukaryota; Fungi; Ascomycota; Sordariomycetes; Hypocreales; Clavicipitaceae.